AUGAAAUUCAGUCUUGUUCGUUUCGGCGGCGGUAGUCACGCAGAUAUUCCCGCUCAUAUUCAAGCAAAAAUGUCCACGAAUUGGUAUGUUCGUCAUUUCAAUUCAUUCACAACUCGUGGUCGAGCAAAUUCGGUUCUUGCUGUUCUCGGUGGUUGGGUUCUCUUCGGAUAUACAAUGUCGAAAUUGGCACAAUCGCGUAAAACUAAACAACUCGUAUCGUAG
Messenger RNA from Adineta ricciae, 222 nucleotides. Lineage: Eukaryota; Metazoa; Rotifera; Eurotatoria; Adinetida; Adinetidae. The record is from the annotation of a GenBank genome assembly.